AUGGAGGUUUUAGGUGAUAUUAGUAACUUUUGUCGCUUUUGCCUCACCCAGGACUACGAAUCUUUAAUGCCACUAUCCAGCGCCAUCGAAAGCCUAUCUUUUUCGUUGCAAGAUAUACAGGAAACGACCGGAAUUUCGAUUCUGGAAAGCGAAACCACAUGCCUUGCCGUCUGUUCAAAAUGCAGCAACCGCAUUGAACUCGCGGUGGAUUUUCGUCGUUCCUGCCUCAAUGGAAAUGUUCUGUUUUUGCAGCUUUUCGGUCAUAUCAUUAACAAGUUUGGCUCAUCCGAUAUUGCGGAAGAGAAUCUGGAGGAUGCGGAAUAUGUUAAAGAUGACCCAUUGGAGAUCGAAAUAACUUUACAAAACGAGUUAACUAUUGAAAAUACCUUGUUAACGCACGAUGGCGCAAGCCCGGUACUGUCGGUGGAAGAGUCACAAGAGCUGUUCGAUAAGCGAACAAACGGGCAGGAAGAAUGUGAAACUGAAAACAGUUGCUCCGAAGAUCUUUCAGAUGUCCCCACGAACAUGUCCACAUCAAUAGGGAAAGCAAUGAAUUCGAAAGUAGCUGCGGCCGCAUCCAAAUGUAAAAAGACGAAAUCUAAAGAACGGGCUGAGGAAUGUGAAGACAAAACAAACAAAACAAUGAAACGAAGAAAGUCUGGAAAACGCCAAAAACUGUUAUGUGGUAUUUGUGGUGCCCUGGUGUACAAUAUAAUCGACCACACACGAUCGCAUACCAAGGAAAAUCUUCUCAAAUGCCCACACUGCCCCGUGCAGAUGGCUAAUGCCACUAAUCUGGCGAGGCAUGUGCAUUCGGUACACGAAAAAACAGUAAUCAAAUCUUGUGAACAUUGUGGCAAGGGGUUCAUCACAUUGGACUCCUACAAAUCGCAUUUGGUAUGUGCACGCCGGAAUAUUUCCAUUUAUUAUCCUAAUGCAAUUUAUCAUUUUUCUAUGUUCUUGCAGCGAACGUACCACAAUAUUGGCAAACAGUAUCAGUGUGAAAUCUGUCUCAAAAUAUUCAAGCAUCCUUCGAGCCGGAGAGAUCAUAAAAAGCGAAUGCAUUUUGCUGAAUGGAAGCAUGAAUGCCAGAUUUGCCAGAAAAAGUUCAAAGACAUGGACGCUCUGAAGCGGCAUGGAAGGGUGCACUCUACCAACACUCCAUACGCCUGUAGCCACUGCCCAAAGCGAUUCAAGUCUCCAUUCGCAAAAAAAUCGCAUGAAAUCACACACAGUGGAGUACAAUUCCCUUGUACAAUCUGCAACAAAAUGUACAGGUACAAAAGCUUACUAAGCAUGCAUUACCGGAAAUACCACCCAGCGGACGAUGGCGAAUAAAUCUAGCACAGAGCCCCUAAAUGGUGACCACUGA
Molecule: messenger RNA, 1372 nt
Organism: Anopheles aquasalis
Lineage: Eukaryota; Metazoa; Arthropoda; Insecta; Diptera; Culicidae
Product: zinc finger protein 14-like
Cellular component (GO): nucleus
Molecular function (GO): zinc ion binding
Source: RefSeq, a predicted model, not a curated record